CCGUGUUUCUGGACGGAAUCAUGUCGUGAUGCACAUACGGACAAUAAUACGGAAGUAGGAAUCAGCUGACGCUGCUGAUCACGCUUUUGGCUUCUGACGGGAGAAAUACGUUGCUUUUGAAAUGGAAGACCAAGAAAUGCAAAUUAAAGUUAGAAGAGUGAGUGACAAAUUCACGGAGAGUAUGAACGUCCUGGCUAACGAGCCAUCGGUUGCUCUCUACAGGCUGCAGGAGCAUGUCAGAAGGUCCCUACCUGAGCUGGUGCAGCACAAGACAGAUAUGCAGAGCUGGGAAGAACAAAGUCAGGGAGCCAUCUACACUGUAGAGUAUGCAUGCAGUGCCGUGAAAAGCAUGACAAACAGCAGUGUGUAUUUCAAAAACAUUGACAGCCUUCUUCGACAAACCAUCACCGUGAAGGAACAGAUUAGUAACCUUCAGGGCCGCAGACCAAUUGAUGUGACUCCAUCUCCUGGUCCCUCUCUUCCUGCUCCAUCAUCUGCUUCCUCAUGAACAUUUGACAGAUGUGUCCAAGGAAAAGGACAAUGGACCCAGGGAUGAUGAAGGAAGGAGGGGAAAGGCACAGCUCUGGCAUGUGAUGCGACUUCAGGAGUUGGCCUUGACAUUUUCCCUGCAGGUCUACCAUUUGACUGCGACAGAGGUGGGCUCACCAGGAGACAACCAGCCAUGAUAGUGAAAUGAUCCCUCCACCACCACCCAUCUGCUAAAAUAACAGCCACUCUGUGGAGCAGAGUGCACCAGCACUGCCAGGUUCAGCAUUAGAAACUCUUUAGUCAUGGCUGCUCAAAGGAUGCAUUGUUCUCUCAAACUGGACGGCUGGAUUAGAGGAAAAGCUGCAGCGCUGGUUUGUCUCUGCUGCUGAAAAUCCACUUUAAUAGCAUUGUUUUUUGUUUACAACUUUUUUUAUGGGUUAUUUAAUAAAAAUGUAAUUGGUCACAUUUUGGAAUAGAUUUAACCAUAACUGGUAACCAAACUGUUAUCUCUUUUUUUUGUGUGUGUGUGUGCAUUCUUACCUGCCAAAUAGAUAGACACCCCCAGACAGAAUAGUCCAAUAGCCACAUGCCGCACAGCUCUGCUAUCCAGGAGAAACCAGUCAGCUCUGUUGAAAGAGAUCCGGUUUCAGCAUCAAUGUUUAAUGCUUCACUUUUUAAGUUGUUGCAUUGGUUAAUAAAAAUGGAAAAGCUUGUAUUGUCA
Cyprinodon tularosa is the source of this 1210-nucleotide messenger RNA. It is a transcript of the gene borcs8, whose product is annotated as BLOC-1 related complex subunit 8. Lineage: Eukaryota; Metazoa; Chordata; Actinopteri; Cyprinodontiformes; Cyprinodontidae. The record is from RefSeq and is a predicted model, not a curated record. Gene Ontology annotation, cellular component: BORC complex. Bases 122 to 508 code for a protein of 128 amino acids. The transcript is spliced from 6 exons.